Messenger RNA from Lactuca sativa (garden lettuce), 294 nucleotides. RefSeq lists its product as uncharacterized. NCBI's taxonomy places the organism in Eukaryota, Viridiplantae, Streptophyta, Magnoliopsida, Asterales, Asteraceae. The record is from RefSeq and is a predicted model, not a curated record.
AUGGGUUUAGAACCAGAGUUAUCAGUAUCUCUUUUGAUCGACAGGCUCAUGGAGAUGCCUUUCCUUUCAGGCUUCACAACCACCAGGCCGGAAUCAAAUUCAAGUCGCGAUUCUGAACAUCCGGAUCACGAAUCUACAAACAGUCUUCAUCAUCAGGGUUCGUCACUUGACAGGAUCAUCUUGAUCAGCCCGGUGACGCAAGGAAUCGUUGUGAUCGGAGGUGGCACUACUAUUGGUUUUGAAUCCCUGAUGAACGAUCUGAUGAGGAAGGACGGCCAGCCACCGGCACCUUAA